Messenger RNA from Soboliphyme baturini, 340 nucleotides. The record is from the annotation of a GenBank genome assembly. NCBI's taxonomy places the organism in Eukaryota, Metazoa, Nematoda, Enoplea, Dioctophymatida, Soboliphymatidae.
AGUUUUCAUUAUUACAUUUAGCGCGUUUCAGGCGUUCUCCGGAAAAUAUGUGAAUACGACUGACGAAGGCGACUACAAAUGUGUUUGUUGUGGUGAAGUUUUGUUCAGAUCUGAUAGAAAAUUUCUCAGUUCAUGCGGAUGGCCGUCGUUCAGUGCCGCAUUUGAAGAGAAGAUCAUCCGCAGGCUCGACAAUUCGCAUGGUAUUUGCCGCACGGAAGUCAUCUGCAAGAAGUGCCACGCCCAUCUUGGCCACGUGUUCGACGAUGGUCCAGCUCCUACUGGAGAGAGAUUUUGUAUCAACAGCGUAUCCCUCAAUUUCGAGCCAGUCAAACCAGCGUAG